GGGACCACUCCAGCCUGAGUUCUGAUCGGUUCAAAUUUAGUCUUCGAGUCCAGCCAUCAUUUAAUAGAAAUCAUCGAGGGUACCUCAACAGAGAAAAGCAUUGUGAUAAUGCAAUUAUGUGAGUGGUCAUGAUCGUUGAACUUAUCUCCAUUUUAUCCUUUUCGUCUGUCUUAAAUUGUCAAUAUUUGAAUACUUCACAGGCACUGGUUCCAUCUCUUUAUUAUGGUCUCUUAAUUUGUCAUCUCCAUCGGAGAGAAGCAGCAAAGUUUUAGCCUUUAGAAAUCAAAAGAUUUGCAGCAUAAUCAUGUCUUGGACUUGGACCUCACUUGCUCUUGUGGCCCUCUUCUUCUUCCUCCAAGCUUUGCUGUGGAAAAAAGAUACAAAAUCUAACCGAUUGCCUCCAGGUCCAAGAGGGUUUCCCAUUUUCGGAAGCCUUCAUUUGUUAGGCAAGUUUCCUCACAGAGAUUUUCAAAAACUUGCAAAAAAAUAUGGCCCCAUCAUGUUUAUGCGCUUAGGCUUGAUGCCAACAGUCGUAGUUUCAUCACCUCAAGCUGCUGAACAGUUCCUGAAAACGCACGAUCUUAUUUUUGCCAGCAGGCCUGCUAUUGAAGCUUCGAAGUAUAUUAGUUACGGGCAUAAGAGUUUAGCCUUUUCUCCUUAUGGGUCUUAUUGGCGCACCGUCCGCAAGAUGUGCACCUUGGAACUUCUUAGUAUGGCUAAGAUCAAUGCUUUCCAGGCCAUGAGAAAAGAAGAGCUUGAUCUCUUGAUUGAAUAUGUAAAAGAGGCUGCCGAAGAUGGUGUUGCUGUUGAUCUUACUGCAAAGGUGUCGUCUCUGACCGCUGACAUGACUUGUCGAAUGGUUUUUGGGAAGAAAUAUCUGGAGGAGGAGUUUCAUGAGAAAGGGUUCAAGGCUGUGAUCCAAGAGUCUUUGACAUUGGCAGCCAUUCCAAAUUUGGGUGAUUACAUCCCCCAAAUUGCUUCACUUGAUCUCCAGGGGCUGAGAAAGCGGAUGAAGGCGGUUUCCAAGGUGUUUGAUGCCUUCUUUGAAAAGAUUAUUGAUGAGCAUGUUCUAUCCAAGGAUGAAAAGAGAACCAAAGAUUUUGUUGAUGUCAUGUUGAGCUUCUUGGGAUCAGAAGAAACCGAGUACAAAAUUAAUCGAGAGCAUAUCAAAGCCAUAAUCUUGGAUAUGCUUACAGGUGCAAUGGACACUUCAGCUACUGCCGUAGAGUGGGCACUUUCAGAACUCAUGAAACAUCCUGAAGAAAUGAAGAAAGUACAGAAAGAACUGGAAACUGCCGUGGGACUGGACAGGAUGUUUGAAGAAUCAGAUUUGGACAACCUGGAAUACUUGGACAUGGUUGUGAAAGAAACCCUCAGGCUCCAUCCUGUAGGCCCUUUAUUACUCCCCCAUGAAUCUGUGGAAGAUUGCACAAUAAAUGGCUACCACAUACCCAAGAAAUCACGAGUUGUUAUAAAUGCAUGGGCAAUCGGAAGAGAUCCAGAAGCCUGGACCGAUCCUGAGAAGUUUUGGCCGGAAAGGUUUGUCAAUAGUAACAUUGAUCUUCGUGGUCGAGACUUUCAGCUUAUCCCAUUUGGUUCCGGCCGCAGAGGGUGCCCUGGAAUGCAAUUGGGACUCACUGCGGUGAAGCAAGUGGUAGCACAGCUUGUGCAUUGCUUUGAUUGGGAGCUUCCGGAUGGGAUGCUGCCGAGUGAAUUGGACAUGAGUGAGGAGUUUGGUCUUGUGAUUCCUAGAGCUAAGCAUCUCUUGGCUGUUCCUACUUAUCGUCUGAAAAUAAAUGAUAAUAGGCUCUGAAAAGGAGUAACAUUAUGAGGUUCUUAAAUUCAGCUUAACUUCAAUUUCUGAAACUGUUUUCAUUUUUCUUAUGUAAUGCGAUAAUCCUGUGUUUACUUUGCAUUAAUCUAAUAGAAAGAUAUAAGAUAUUCAA
Messenger RNA from Mangifera indica (mango), 1946 nucleotides. RefSeq names its product cytochrome P450 71AU50-like. Gene Ontology annotation, molecular function: monooxygenase activity; oxidoreductase activity, acting on paired donors, with incorporation or reduction of molecular oxygen; heme binding. NCBI's taxonomy places the organism in Eukaryota, Viridiplantae, Streptophyta, Magnoliopsida, Sapindales, Anacardiaceae. The record is from RefSeq and is a predicted model, not a curated record. The transcript has 2 exons. Bases 305 to 1813 code for a protein of 502 amino acids.